Triticum aestivum (bread wheat) is the source of this 2177-nucleotide messenger RNA. RefSeq lists its product as uncharacterized. The record is from RefSeq and is a predicted model, not a curated record. The transcript is spliced from 2 exons. The coding region runs from base 147 to 773 and encodes 208 amino acids. Lineage: Eukaryota; Viridiplantae; Streptophyta; Magnoliopsida; Poales; Poaceae.
CGAACGCCUCGCUCACCGCUAUUCGUCUCCACCAGUCCACCGCACUUCCCCCCAUCCCCUACUCUCCACUGCCUUAUCCGCUCUGCUCUCGCCGGAAUCGAAGGAGAGGCGGGGACAGAGGCGAACGCCGACCGGAGGUAGGAGAGAUGCGUGGAUGGCGAUGCUGCGGGAGGGUGGCGACCGGCGGGCACCAAUCUGUCGACCUGCGGGAGGGCGGCGUCCGACGGGGGCACCAGGCUGCGGCCGUGGCGGGUGGAGAGCGCAUCCAAUGCUCGCCGGCUGCUCCCUACGGCCGGCGGAUUUCCCCUUCGUCUCCGUGCGCGGCCGCUGCUCGCGACAUGGCAAAAAUUGGGAGAACUCCAUGGCCAUGGGAUGGCAGAGGGUGGGCUGGAGGAGUACGGACGAGCGCGCAUGAGCAGGCGAGGAAGCUGAGCGAGGAGAAGGCAGUGCGAGGGAUGUCGUUGUCGGCGGUGGUUUGCCGGCCGGCGCGGAGGCGGCCUGCAAGAUCGAGCGCUGCGGCGGGUUACAGGGGGCUAAGAAGGAGAGGUAGGAUGCGGCGGCGGAGGGUACCUCGGAUGCUGGUGGUGCUCGGGAUCGAUCGGCAACGGCGGAGAGCUUCGUUCUCCCAUUCUGCAGGUUCUGCUCCCUCGAGUGGCACCGAGUAUCUAUCUGAGGAGCAGUGCUACCGUGUUGAUAUUCCAGGCAAGCAAAUCCCCCUUGAGGAUUCCAAUAAAACCCUACUCUUUAGCUCUUGCUCUUUUAUUGCAUUAUGACAACAACGAUUCAAAUGUUACUUGUUGCGGUAGUUGAACCCAUUCCUCUGCAUGACCUGUUAUUAUGACAGUAAAUAGUUAAACCUUCCUAGCAUGAUUAGGAGUUGCUUGAGCCAUGUUGUGACUUCAUCCAUGCCAUGCUUGCUAUUGCUUAGAGUUGUGUCAGGUCUGAUUCAUUUGGGAAUGAAUUGGAAUGUUGUUAUCAUGUUCUAAUGUUGAGAACUAAGCGUGUGAACACGAUUUGGUAAAGGUAGCGAUGAGAGGCCAAGUAGGAGUACAUGGUGGGUUGUCUCAUUGAGACCGUCCUUAAGAACUGAGUUCUGUGUAUUGUAUCCAAGGCAGUUACUACCACACAUUGGGCUCGAAACCAAUGACCCCUCUCAAGUUAUUAAUCGCCCCGAUCUCUGUCCAGGAGUUGCAACUAGUUUAUGGUGUUUAUAGGUCGUGCUAUUUGUCUACCAAGUGGCACCCGACCAACUAGGCUUGGGACAGACUAGGCACAGUGGCACAAUGUAUCAAGCGUAGUUCCAUCCGGUGGGGUGGGCUUGGGAACCCUGCACACAUCGUUUGGGGCCGUAAUGGAAACUUCGGCCGGACUUCCCUUGCGGGUUCAGCCUCAGAUAGGCGAUAAACCUAGACUAGAGUCUCGUGUGGUUAGUCAGGUAGUGGCCGACACCCUCGCCAGGCUUCCGCUUGAAGGUUGCCGAGAUACUUGACGUGUAUAUUUUGGUAAGUGGUGAGAGCGUGUGUGAAGAAGUACACCCUUGCAGGGGUAAUGAUCUAUUCAAAUAGUCUCGUUCGCGGAUAUGGACUACUUGGAGACUUAUAUGGUUAAUAGAUAACCUGAAGUGGAUACCCUAAAAUGCGCAAGAUAAGCGUGAGUGAUAUGGAUGGCCUUCUCAUUGGGAGACGGGAGAGAAUCCAUAGUGGUGUAUUGUUGUGGUGGUUAGUGUACUUGUGGGCGUUUUAUCACCUCAAAGGAAUUACUGGUAGUCGUAGUACAGGAUAGCCAGUGAGUGAAAGUUGGCUUGCUGCAGUUAAACCCCACAACCCCCUUUAUUGAUACUGAUGCAUAUGUAGAUAGUUCAGAUGUAAGUCUUGUUGAGUACCUUUGUACUCGCAGGUGCUUAAUUUAUGUUUUUGCAGAGGAGACCUCAGUAUCUCUAGUAGUUCCACGUGGGCUUCGACAAGUAGCUUGGGAAUCCCAGACAGAGGUCUGGUUCCUAUGAAGGGUCUUGUAGAUAGUCAGGCUUCUUAACCUUUUCUUUUGUAGAUGUCUAUACUCAGAAUGUUUAUGCUUUCGUUGCUUAUAUGCUUUGUAUGAUGGGUCAUGUGACCCCUGUUUGUAAUAUCAUGCUAUGUAUGGCUCCUCGGAGCCUCUUAAAUAAAUAUUUUAUAGAGUUA